Messenger RNA from Candidozyma duobushaemuli, 2988 nucleotides. RefSeq names its product trehalose 6-phosphate synthase/phosphatase complex subunit (gene TPS3). Lineage: Eukaryota; Fungi; Ascomycota; Pichiomycetes; Serinales; Metschnikowiaceae. Bases 1 to 2988 code for a protein of 995 amino acids. Gene Ontology annotation, biological process: trehalose biosynthetic process. Gene Ontology annotation, cellular component: cytosol; alpha,alpha-trehalose-phosphate synthase complex (UDP-forming). The record is from RefSeq and is a predicted model, not a curated record. The transcript has 5 exons. Gene Ontology annotation, molecular function: catalytic activity.
AUGCCUAUCAUUAUCGGUUCACUUUUCUUGCCUCACACGGUUAAAUUUGAAGUUACAGGCCAGACUCCUAGCAAUCAUGAGCCGCAAAAGCCAAACGCUUUAGAUGCUGCCCCUCAACACACUAUCGCAAACUCAAUCCUUCCAUCCUUGAGCCAGCCUGCUUUGACCCAGAGUCCAGCCAACACGCCACCUCCAUUUCUCAAGAGUGGGAAGCUGAGUGCUGCCGUGCAGCAAUUCUUCAAAAAGCGGGAUUCGGAAAACCUGGAUAAAAAUCCCGAUAGACCAGCGGCUCAGUUGAUCCAGCCUAAGUCACGGUAUGAUUCCAAAAUGAUCCCGAGCCUGGUAGUUGAAGCGAAGAAGAAGGCAGACGAUGUAGGGCUUUCAGGUCUCAAGUUCAAUUCAUCGGGUUCUAGCUUACCCAGGUCCUCCUCCAUUCUCCCGACAGCAAGAUCCAAUUCCUCCCCGCAACCUGAUUUUGCACCCGCAGGUCUACCACGAACCAGAAGCUCAUUUGGCAAGUUUGGCGGCUACUCAAUAGACCAAUCUUCGACUAGCUCUUUGGCUGUUACUGAAGAGGAAGAUAAUGCUCCAUCUGUGUUCACCCCAGCGUUUAGGGAGCCUGUCAUUGAUGACGAGGAAAACGAUAACGAGUAUGGUGAUAAACAUCUAGCACCAUACGGUGGAUUUUCCAGGCCAGACUUGGAAGAAAAUUUCCUAGCACAGCAGAAUGUUUUUGAACAUGCUCCUUGGCAGAUUGUCCCUACCGAAGGUGGCAAUGGCUCAUUGUACAAGGCGGUUGAUUCAGCCCAGAAGAAGGAGGUAAUUCAGCCAUGCAAAUGGGUUGGUACAUUGUCGUCGCCCUCAGAUGCCAUCCCUCAACACACCUACCGUGACAUAUGUUCAAAGUUGAAGGAUGAAUUUGAUUGCGAGACUGUUCAUGUGAACGAUAUCGUCUUUCAAGGACACUAUAAAUCUUUCUGCAAGCAGAUCUUAUGGCCAACCCUACACUAUCAAAUUCCAGAUGAUCCGAAGUCUAAGGUGUUUGAAGAACACUCCUUCAAGCAUUACAAGCGAUUGAAUCAGCUUUUUGCUGACAAGAUCGUAGAGACCUACAAGUCACUCAACCUGGGCCUCGACCCUGCGGAUCCGGAAAAUAUGAUCUGGGUUCACGACUAUCAUUUGCUCUUAGUUCCGGCCAUGAUUAGAGAGCAGCUUCCAGAUGCCAAGAUAGGCUUCUUCCUUCAUGUUUCUUUUCCUUCAUCAGAGGUUUUCAGAUGCUUGGCUCAACGAGAGUCUUUAUUGAAGGGUGUCUUGGGGGCAGAUUGCGUUACCUUCCAAACUGAUGAAUAUGUUAGACACUUUUUGCAAACAAGCAACAGGCUUUUACUAGCUGACACAAAUGAAUAUGGUAUAAUUCAUAACGGCGUUUUCACUCGUGUGAACACUCUUCCCCUCAAGACUCCAGCAGUGCUUAAGUGGGAGAAGCUCAUUAGGGAACGUUGGAGAGAUCAGUUGCUUAUCGUGUCGAGAGAUAAACUUGACAAGUUGAGAGGCAUUAAGCAAAAACUCUUAGCGUAUGAGGAGUUUCUCAAAAGUAAUCCUCAGUUCAUUGAAAAAACAGUUCUUGUUGAAAUUUUCAUGGGUUCGUCCUCGAAUAGUGAUUACAAAGCAGAAGUAAUGCAAAUCGUAUCGAGGAUCAACGCAUUGGCCGACAAUAUCUCCAUUGCUCAACCUGUCGUCAUUUUGGAGCAAGAUAUCGACUUCGAGCAAUAUUUGGCUUUACAGCACGAAGCUGCAGUAUUUAUUGUAGCCAGCUUCAGAGAAGGACUCAACUUGACGUGCCAUGAGUUUGUGGAGGCAAGUUCAGGAAAGAAGUCACCACUCAUUUUAUCAGAGUUCACGGGUUCUUCACAUCUUAUGGACUGUAAAGGUCAGGGUGCUUUGCUCAUCAACCCAUGGGACAUUAGAAGCUUCAGCAAAGCAAUCAAACACGCAUUGACAAUGGCGCAAGAAGAGAAGGAAAAGAGAUGGGAGAAUUGUCAUCACAUCGUCUUGCAACAUAAGCCUAUUGAAUGGAUCCAGGAGUGCGUAAAAAGCAUCGAACAGGCAUGGAAAACCGAUCAUCUCAAAACUCAAACCAAUAAGAAGCCGUUCAAUCAGCAAAUUUUUGAUAAGUUUUACGAAUCUUCGAAUGGCCACCGACUUUUCGUCAUAAAUAUCGAUACUUCAUAUUCUCAAGACGAGGUCGGUCCCAAGUCAACGAAGGGUUUUGCAACUCUUGGAAGAAUUGCCAACAUGUUAACAGGUUUAACAAGUGACCCCAAUAACUAUGUCUUCAUUAUAAGUAUCUUGAAGACGGAAGAUCUCGAGUCGAUCUUCAAGAAUUGGAUCUCUAUCAUUGACAAAAAGGAGGUGGGCAACUGGAUUCCCCAAGUCACUCUGUUGGUCAAGUCGAAAGCAGAGCGCCUUCCUAUGUCCACAGCCAUCAGAAGCAUGGAUGCGAUGGGUGAUUGCAUUCAGCAUAUUAAUGAAGUAUACGAGAAAAGUGAUGGCAUUCAUGCAACGCUAGUUGAUAAUUCAGUUGUUGUUCAGCAAAAGGACAUUUCAAUGAGAGCAAUGAAUUUUAUCGUGGCUUGUUACACCACUACGAUUCCAGCUCCCCAGUUGGCUGAGCGCUAUCAAGUGCGCAGGGUAGCGUCUUUCCAUGAAAACUACAACUCGAUCGUCAGAUCGCCUCUCGCUGAGAGAUUUGAUUGGAUCGAAAACGAUUCCGAAAGACCCAACAGAGCACAGGCUUUGUUCUACUCGGGUGGCUUGACCUCAAUUGACGAGGCGAUUUACGAGUACACCAAUGGCCUCGAGAAGGACGAUAUCUUGCAUUCUUCCAUCUCUGUUGCAAUCACUGGAGGGCAAGCCAACGCGCGUUCUUCAGCGCUUUACAGUGUUUUGGGCAGAAACGAGUUGUUGAGUAUCAUUACAUCUAAAUAG